UGAAAAAAUGGCUGAAAUCCAAGUGUGUGUGUGAACAAAAUUUGUAUGAGAAAAUUUGCGUGUAAAACAUAUACGAAAUAUAUCUUUGACUUCUACCGAAAAAGGCUUUCUCCCGUGCGCCAUUGUAGAUAGUUGAAACGAGUGUGCACACGAAAAUGCAAGUGUAUGAUUAACUAAUCGGCCAACAGAAAACGAAAAACGAAUGAUUGAUGCCUUCCCUUCGGCCUCUGCGGACUGCAAUUACAGACGGGUCACAAAAUUCUCUGGGCUCCCUCCUUGGUAAAAACUGAAAAUGAUGUAGCUGCAGAAACGAGAAAAGAAUAAAGGAGAAGAACCGCUGAACAGAACCGAAGAAAUAGCGGCAUAGAUGAAUAUUCAGCGAAAAGAAUAUUCCCUAUAUGUAAUACAAAACCGACUAUUCAAAGUGUACAUAUACACAUCUAUAACCUGAUAUAUACACAUACGCAGUUGCAUCAGCAUGCCUGACCGUGAUUCGGCUUCUGAUUCCGGUGAUUGCAGCCGUCGCGGAGGCGCUAAAAUGAAUCAGCAGCAGCAACAGCAGCCGUCUUGCAGCAAAAACUCUGCGCCGGAUAAGAGGAAUCGACGCAUCAUCAUGCGCAUCGAAUUCAAUGACUCUGACGACACUGACGAAGCCAACCCCCCCAACCCUGGCGAUGAUCCUGACCUUGACGCGAGACCAUCUUGCUCGUCGGCGGCCACGCGUUUGUGUCGCAGCAACCGCCGACAGCGUCGUCCACCUGCCAUCCAAGAUUCCGACUCGGAUGCCGUGCAAAGAAGAUCCACGCGCAAUCGAAGAACCCGCUAUGGACCACAAAGUGAUGACUGCUCCUCCAGCGGCAGUGAGAUCGAACAACGCCCCAAGCGAUUGCACGGCCAAAGCGGCAAGAGGAAAAAGCUAGAGUCCGAUGAGGAAGAACCAAGCGAAGAAGAUGAGGCCAAGAGGAGGCUCAGCCCCAGGCCUGCGCCAGCGGAGGAUCCCGGUUUCAGCUCCGACAGCAGCAGCAACGAGCUGUUGGAAAAGUGUCCCAUUUGUUUGUUUACCUUUCGGCAGCAGGAGAUUGGGACGCCGGCCACAUGCGAGCACAUCUUUUGUGCGCCCUGCAUUGAGGCAUGGUCGAAGAAUGUCCAAACCUGUCCCAUCGAUCGGAUAACCUUCGACAGGAUCGUGGUGCGAGACAACUAUACCGAUCGGAAUGUGGUGCGUGAGGUUCGCGUGGAUCUGAGCAAAUCAAAGACGGAACUGACCCUGGAGGAAGAGGAGGACGCGGAUGCCACUGUGGCCGAUGUUACCAACUGCGAGAUAUGCAACAGUCCGGAGCGGGAGGAUGUGAUGUUGCUCUGCGACAGCUGCAAUCAGGGCUACCACAUGGACUGUCUGGAUCCGCCGCUGCACGAGAUCCCCGAGGGCUCCUGGUACUGCGACGAAUGCAUCGACUCCAACGACGAGAAUUCCGAUGAUAACCUCGACCUGGCCGAGGACCUGAACAUGCUGUACGAGGACAUCCGCGGCAUGGGUCUGCCCGAGACGCGUCUGCGCGUGAGAGAGGUUCAGCAACAGCCAAGGAUACUCCGAACCCGCCAAAACGAACGCAUUCGCGCUGCUGUUUUGCGUCGCACCCGUGCCGUCACAUCAGCGGAGGCCGCCUCCGGCUCCACCACCACACGUACCCGUACCACCCGUACCACAACCACAACGACAACAACCACACGCACCACAACAAACCGUCGACAAACGACGCAGCGGCGAAGGCGUCGCCGCACACGCCAUCGCACCUAUGUCGUGGAGUACGACCUCAACAACUUUGACGAGAAGUUUGCCCUGAAGACGACCAGCAAGAAGGUCAUACGUCGUCGUAGGCGACGACGUCGUCGAGUGGUUGCCUCCGCCGACAGCGAUGAAACAGGCCGACGUCGUCUGACUGCCAGCAAAAGGCUGGCGGAGCAGCUGGGCGUCAAGGCGGAUGGUCUGCGUUCGUAUCUGAGUGGGGGAAAUGCCUCCAGCUUCACGCUGUUUGGCAAUGCCAACGAUCUGGAGUACUUUUCGGACAGUGAGGCCGGCCAGGACGAUGCUGGAGCAGGAGCAGGAGCUGGUCUGGGCGCCACGGCAGUGCAGACGUCGGUGCGCAUUGCCAGCAUCGGCAAUCCUCGCACACGCAAGGCCCUGCUACAGGGCAAGGCGCGUACAGCGGCCACAACGUCAGGGUCAUCGGCCAGCGAUAUUCUGUCCAGCAUCUUGGAUUUGCAGGAUCGCUGGCAUGGGGCGACGCGCAACCUUAGCGAAGUGCAGAUCAGUGCCGAUGGGAGUCUGAAUCUGCCACAGCGUGUGGCAGCGCCAGCAUCCACUGCAGCAGCCUCAAAGCCACCCACGGAACCCAUCACCCAAGCACCGGUCUAUCAGCGCGGAGGCGCCGGACCCAACUUUAGUCGUGGCGGCGGUGGCGGUGGCUCUGGCAAUCGCUACGGUGGCAACAGCAAUUACAACAGAGGCGGAGGUGGUGCCGCUGGCAAUCAAUAUCAGCGGCACUCAACGGGCGGGGACAACGGUGGAGGCAGCAGUCAAGGCGGCAGCGGUUUCAGUCAGAAUUUCAACAAUAAUAACCAAGGGGGCGGCAACAACAGCAGCAACAACAACAACGUCUCCAGCUUUACGCCUUUUCAUCUGCGCUUUAACACGCCCAAUCGCCAGCAGCAACAGCAGCAGCAAAGGAACCAAAAUAUGCAGCAACAGCAGCAGGGAUCAAGCUCCAACACCUCGUCGUUUCGCGGUAGUGGUGCCAGCAAUCCCUCCGCUGUUGCAUCCCCAGCAACCAACAAUUUUUCACAAAGACCUCCACCGUUUCCCAUGACGCACAUACCAGCGCCUGUGAUGCCUGGGCCUGGUCCUGGCUCUGGUCCCGCUGUGGGUCGUCUAUCAAUGCCCGCAGUGCUGACUGUGCCACCGCCACCCACGCCACCGGCCAGCCUCUCGUGGAACAGUCCCCUCUUCAAGCUGAACACGGAUUAUGCUCAGCAGCGGCCAACAGCAGCAACUGCAGCGAAGACGACAAAGCUGGACGACGAUGAUGAUGAUGCCGACAACUGUCCAAACUUUUCGAUUUACUCGCAGGAGUCGCAGGCGGUGGCCAAUGCCACGUCACUGCCAAUUGGACCACAGCCAAGGCCUGCAGCCGAAGAGCCAGAUAAGGAGGACGAUGACAUGAAUGAGGAUUUAGUACAAUUAGACGAUGAUGAUGAUGAUGUUGAGGAUGAUGCAGCAGCAGCGCAGGAGGAUAACAGCAUACCAUUGCCCCCAGAAAAGGCCUCCGAUCUGUAUGAGCCGGAGAAUCCCACAGAAGAGCAGGAGGAAGGCGACUCCAACAUCGAUGGAGAGCCCAUGGAGGAGGAACGCCAGCCCCGAGCAGCGGCAGAACCCGAAACGGAACGAAUUUCGAGUAAUAGCAACUCUAAUCUGGAGCCAGCAGUCGAUGAAGAUGAGGAGACCAAGACGCACAGCACUCCCAGUCCCGGUCCUAGGGUGCGGGAUCGUGGCAGAGUCGAAAGGGAUAGAGGGAAGGGUGUGCUGGAGCUGUACGACGACAGCGACUGGGAGGAGCUGGACAUUGACAAGCCCAAAGAGUUUGAAAAGGCGUUGGAUGCCACAGAGGCAGCAGCAGCAGAGACACCGAAUGUGGCAGCCACGCCUGCCAAGAAGAAGCACAAGGAUGCGGGUGCAGCAAGAAAUAGAAGCAGCAGUGAUCGAGAGCCAGAUCGUUCGUACACGCCCUGCCUGGAUGAAAAAGGAGUCGAUGACGAUGACGAGGGGGCCUCUGCAGCGAGCGAACAGCAGCGUGCCGGUGUCUCCACUAGCCCCAAGACUCCAUGCUCCAAGUCCAGCGACGACGAAGAGAAUGCAGAGCAAGAACCGCCGGAGAACAUUGACACGGAGCUCAUUUCAGAGGAUGAUUUGGCCAACGAGAACGAUUCGAAGCAGAGACGCAGUCGCAGUCGUAAACGCAGCGAAGGCGAAGGGGGUGGAGCUGCUGCCACCGCUUCCGCUGCCACCUCCAAGGAGCCGCCGAGGGAAAACGAUAGCAAAUCGAAGCGUUCGAAGCGUGGCAAGGACGAGACCUUUAAGAAGGUGAGCAAGCGGCCCAAAGAGCGCAACUAUCGCGGCGAUAAGCAGACGGACGAUGCACGCAGCGGCUCCCGACGACGCACAAAGACACCGCGAAGAAGUUCGCCGGCGUCCAGGAGUCCCCACUCGCCUAGGGGAACGCGGAGUCCACCGCAACCCCACAGCCGCAGCCGCAGUCGCAGUCCUAGCAGAAGUCGCAGUCGCAGCCCCAUUCGGAGUCGUAAUCGACGCAGGCCGCGAGGCAGCCGCUCCAAGUCCUACUCCAGAUCCCGUUCCCGCUCACGCUCCCACUCGAAUGGUCGCCAUGGACGUUCCUUCCGUGGGCGCGACUUCCAGCGCGGCCAAUUCCAGCGUGGCCGUGGCAGCCUGCGCUUCAGCUACAACAACCGGAAUCAGCAGCAGUUCCACACUCGGCCGUACCAGAAUGUGUACGCUCAGGGCCACAAUCAGAGCCAGAGCCAGAGCCAGAACUAUUUACACAACAAUCAGAGCAGCCAGUACCACGUGCAGAACCAGAACCAAAACCAGAGCCAGAGCCAGAACUUAUAUCAGCGACCCAAGCGACGGGAGCUGGCACGCUACGAUGUGCGCAAUGUGGUGGGCGCUGGGUCGCGGCAUCAUUUGCCCGUGGCCAAGGAUCGUUAUGGCCGUGAUGCCAUGCGUGCAGCCAGGAGUCGUUCUGGCGGCAGCUUCGAGCGUCGUCGCUCCUCCCACAGCCCUGCGUUCUCGCGCAGCGGCUCCCGUGGUGGUGCACCCUCCAGGUCCCGCUCGGCAACGCCCAAGCGGCUGCGCAGCUUCAGUAUAUCGCCCUCUCCGCCGCCUGGCACUUCGCCACAUCGCAAGCAGCAGCGUCGCAGGUCCAUGUCGCCAGGACCAGGACGCCGCUAUGUGCGUUCCCCGUCGCUAUCGCCACCCAAGCAGCGAAGGGACUCACCGCCCAUGCAUCCGAUGCAUGCGAUGGAUCGCGGACAUAGUCCCAUUUCGCUAAGAUCUGGCUCCCACACGCCCACGCGAGUGAAUGGUGGCCGUAAUAUGGCGCCACCGCCCGUGUACCAUAAUUCACCGCGGUAUACGCCACGAUUGAGUCGCAGUCGGACGCGUUCGAAGAGCCCCAAGGCGGUGAUCAAGAAGAAAAAGAAGAAAUCGGACAAGAAAAAGAAGAACAAGAAGCGUGCGGCCAGCACUAGUCCGACAACGGCCGCUCGAAUGAGGCGUAUCUCGAGACAACGCGAUCCGUUUGAGGAUGCCGAUGAUUUCCUGGCGCCACAAAAGAAGCGACGCCACUCACCGCCCAUCAGCAAGGGUGUGCCGGCGGGCAAUUGGUCGCCAUCGCCCAGCCUGUCCGAUGAUCACAUGAAGUUCAUUCACGAUGGCGGGGAUAAGAACUCCUCGUGGACACCGCCCUUGGGUUCGCCCAAGGGCAUGCUUGGCCAUCCCGGCGGCCACUAUGCGGAUGAUGGGCGACGCAGCCCCACGCCUCUGGGCGUUGGCAAGAAGGCGAAACGGAAGCGGGACAAGAGCAAAAAGAAAAAGAAGCCAAUCGACAAGCUGCAGCGCAAGGAGAAGAAGAAUCGCAAGCGUCGCACGCAGACACCGGAGCCAAUACCCUCGAAGGAGGUGUUUGCCUCGGGCAACAACAUUCUCGUGAGCGUUAGCUUCAACAAGGAGCCAGCCAGCGGCACGAAUGCGAGUGCCUUGCAGCAACAGCAGCAGCAGCAACAGCAGACGGUGGUAACCAUGCCGGCCAGGCAUGAUGACCUUCUAGCGAAUCGUUUGACCGGCUCCUCCAUGGAUCGGCUGCUAAGCAACGCCAGCGUGAAGCCAAAGCUGAAGAAGGACAAGACCCGCAAGCGCAAAAAAUUGGAUGCCAAGCCGGUGGCCAUCAUAGACCUGGAACGCUCCCCGUUCCAAGUGCAUCAGGAGCCCGCGGAUGUGAUUGUGCUCACGGACAGCGAAGAUGCCAACGAGGCGCCGCCGCCGCAUCCGAUGCGCAGGGACAGAGAUAGCAGAGAACAGCAGCAGCAGGAGCAACAGCAGCGGGAUCGACACCAGAGGCGACGCGGCAGCGGAGUGGCCUCGCCCGCGGAGCAUCACGAUCUGAUGCGGGAGAACGGUCAGCGGGAGAAGACGCCACAGGCUGAUUCGCUGGCCACGAUUAUGGAGACUUCCUCGUACGAGACACUGCAGCAGACGACAGGCCCCAAGACCCCGCCAGAGCCACCAAUUGUCAAGUUCAAUCUACCUGCCAAAAAAACGCACAACGUGCGCAACAAUCCCCUGCACGAGGAUGCCGAUGACAUCAAUUCGGCGGACGAGCUGGAGGCUGCAUGUUCCUCCAGGGAGUUGCCUGGCGCUGGCAUCGCUGACCACGACAAUGACGAUGGACAGCAGCAGCAGCCGCAUGGCCAUAGCCACGAGGGCGGCACUCAGAAGAUCGGACCGAAUACGCCGCCAGAGUCGGGACCCUGCUCACCGGAUGCUUACGAUCCGUUUGAGCCGACCAAGUCGCCCUCCCUGUCACCGCGAUCACCGACGCCCACACCCACACAAAACUUAGAGCAGGCACUACCCAAUAGCUCAGGUUCUGCAGGUCCAGGGGAUAAAUCCGACAGCGACAGCCACAGUCGCAGUCGCAGCCACAGCCUGGCGCCGACAGCCGUCUCGAACAGCACUGGAACGCAGACACAGACACAGACGAGCGGUGCCAUCAAUCCCGUGGAUCUGGUGAUGGCGCUGAUGAACAAGCCGAACCAAAGCAACAACGCCAGCAGUCAGCAGGAGAAGGCCGGCGGCAAGGCCUGCGACGUUGUCACCUCCACGCAGUAUCUUGGCAGCGGCAGUGCUGCGAGUGCGGGCGGAAGCGGCGGCGAUGGAGGCCACGACAAAACAAAUGCCGAAGGCAAUACCAUUACGGUCCUCUCCAAUGUGCUGCUCUCGGGCAGCAGUGUGGUGUCCAGCUCCCAGCAUAUACCGGUGAUUUCUAGUCCAACGCCGCUGGCGAAGAAGCUCACGCCGCUCCCGAAGGCGGGCGGCGGCAGCGUGGCUAGCAGCAGCAGCUGUGGCAUCGCCAAUCUGCCCACCACAAGUUCUGGCCUGCGCAACGGCGGCAGCAGCGGAAACGCAGCGAGUGCAACGGUUAACGCACUGGACGACUCCUUUACCAUGGAUAUCGAGAGCCCAUAUUCACCCGGAUCGGCGGACUAUGAGGAUCUGUUCGAGCCGCCGCCGCAGCAACGCUCUAAGGGUGGUGGCGGUGGUGCCAAGACGGAAAUGUUCGACAAUCUCUUUGGCAGCACCUCCCCAGUGGGCAAUACAGCCAGAAUGUCGCGCUUCAAGAAAUCCCAAAGGGGAAAUAACAAAGGCGAACGUAAAUCCAGAAAAGGUGGCAAAGCAUCGGACGAUCAUAAGGCGGCAUACGAUGAUCUGCCCAAUUCGGCAACGGAUCUGCAAAAUAAGGAUAGAUUUUUGCGUAAGCUGAACCGACAGGAGAGAGUCGUUGAGGAAGUGAAAUUGGUAUUGAAGCCGCACUUUAACAAGAAGGUGAUUACCAAGGAGGAUUACAAGGACAUCAUGCGAAGGGCUGUGCCAAAGAUCUGUCACAGUCGGUCUGGUGAAAUUAAUCCACACAAGAUUAAAAAUUUAAUUGAUGCCUAUGUGAGGAAGUUCCGCGCGAAGCACAAGAAAUUGAGUCUCCUCAACACGGGGCAGGUUAGCAGCGCCGUCAAGUGUGCCGCCUAUUUAAAGAAGCUAUAAGCAGGAUAACCAGAGAGCAAUUAAGCAGCGUCUUGGAUGCGGCACAUUUUUGGGCUGGAAACAAACGAAACGAAACAAUUUAAGCGGUCGCAUGCAUUCCUAAACGUUCAAUCAUCAACAAAAUAUUCACCGGCCGCACUCGCAAAAU
Drosophila subobscura is the source of this 8036-nucleotide messenger RNA. Its product is annotated as serine/arginine repetitive matrix protein 2. The record is from RefSeq and is a predicted model, not a curated record. The transcript has 7 exons. Lineage: Eukaryota; Metazoa; Arthropoda; Insecta; Diptera; Drosophilidae. The coding region runs from base 479 to 7888 and encodes 2469 amino acids.